Molecule: messenger RNA, 740 nt
Organism: Tribolium castaneum (red flour beetle)
Lineage: Eukaryota; Metazoa; Arthropoda; Insecta; Coleoptera; Tenebrionidae
Exons: 3
Coding region: 114-710 (198 amino acids)
Source: RefSeq, a predicted model, not a curated record
GUUUUCCCUAGAAUUUACUAGGGAGCCCAAAUAUAACCUUACAUUUUGUAAUUUUUGUGUUUUUAGUAAACACUUCCAAAAAUUGUGUUAACACAGUUCAGGGAACCGUGAAAAUGCCUCCAAAACCGAAACUCCACAAAAACAAAGGCAAAAGUGAUUUAAAAUUUUCUCCAAGUACUACAAGUUCAAAUACAACAGAAACACCACCGGAGUCAUCGAAUAUUGCCACUAAUCCGGAAUUACAAGAGCAAUUUGAAACGGAACUUUGCUGGUGUAUUCAGCAAUUGCAAAGGAGCAUUAAUUCUGGUAAACUGAAUCAAAAACAAGUGUUAGAAAGUACUAAAGUGUUAAACAUGUUGAUGAAUAAUACGACACCUUUCAUAAAAAAGCGUCAACUUAUGAGGGUUACAUUUGGUGAUUAUAGAGCAAAAAUGUUGGAAGAAAAUAAAAAAAUGUCAAAAGCAAUCAACAUAAAGAUAUCACCGGCUUCCCCUAGUAAAAAAUCAAAAUUUGUAAAAAAAUCUAUAUUUUCGUCAACAUCUGACAGUAAUUUUAAAUUCAACUUCGACGUGGAAAAUGUUGAGGAUAAUUUAUCCGAGAAUAUAAACAAGAUUGAAUUAACUACGGACAACGAACCUAAGCCAGAGGCAUUUCAUUUUAGGACAUCUGACAAUUCAUUUAAAUUUAAUUUCGUUCCUGAUGAAAGCUAAAAUUUAGUUUAAAUAAAUAAUAAUUAAGAA